AAAGUAUUUUCAAUAACAUUUGGUGAAAACGUGUCAUUCAGUACAAACUGUUCCGCAACGUAGCAAACUUUCAAGCGAACUGAACGCACCAUAGGAUGCCUCGAGGUGUCAGGUUAGGAGAGGUUUUUGGGCGUAGCCACCUGUGCAGGUACAAAUACGGAAGUUCCCAACUACUAGAUUUGACUCAGAUAUCAGUCAACAGCCAAUGCUACCAAAUCAAUAGAUUUGAUUUGACUUCAACAGUCAGGACAUUGCAAUGCAGCGUAACACAUUUUUUUAGGAGCGCAAAAGGACUUCAGUAGGGCCCAUAUGGCCGAACAGCUACCCGUACCGACUACUACAUCCAGAGCUUCACCUACUGACAAAAUGUAUUCAGGCGAUUCAAAAGGAACCGUCCAGGGAGGAGGAUUCGGCGAGCGCACUGUCCCGGGAAGCACGGGGACGUUGAGCCCGAGCGUGGUCAACCAACUCUUGAUGGAAUUUCUGAUGUACUUCGGGAGAGCGCUAUUGGUCUUUUAUCCUGUGUAUUUGACAGGGUACCUCGGCCUCAGCGUCAUCUGGAUCCUCUUGUGUAUGAUGCUGAUCAUUUGGUGGAAGAAAAACCGCAAGUGGAAAGAUAUCCGAAUUGGAACGGCUAUGAACUUUCUGGAUAACGAAACACAAGUGAUCCACAACGAGUUGAAAACAUUGAAUAUGGCAACUUGGGUACACUUUCCCGAAGUUGAGAAGGUUGACUGGCUCAACAAGAUUUUGCUGCAGGCGUGGCCUUUCUUUGGCAUGUUCAUGGAGAAGCUCCUCAAAGAGAAGAUCCAGCCAUCCAUCAGAUUGUCCAGCCCAUACCUCAAAACAUUCACCUUCACAAAAGUCCACUUUGGUCAUACACCCCUCCGAAUCACUGGACUUAAAGUGUACACCCAUGAAGUGGACAAGAGGCAGGUGGUUAUGGACCUUCACAUAAGUUACGAUGGGGAUGUGGACAUCGACACAGAGGUGAAGCCGCCCAUCACUGCUGGGGUCAAAAGUAUUCGGCUUCAAGGCAUGUUGCGUGUCAUUCUGGAACCUCUGAUUGGAAAUGCCCCGUUGGUGGGAGGAGUCACUAUGUUCUUCAUUCGUCGGCCGACCCUACAAAUCAACUGGACAGGGUUGACCAACCUCCUAGACACUCCAGGUCUAAGUCACCUGUCUGAGCCAGCCAUCAUGGACAUCAUCGCUUCCCUUAUGGUCCUGCCCAACCGCAUGUGUAUCCCCCUCAUAGACCAGGUCAAAGUGGACCAGAUGAGGUUCCCCCUGCCUCGUGGAGUUGUGAGGGUACACUUGCUGGAGGCCCGGGAUCUGAUAGCGAAGGACACUUAUAUGAUGGGAAUGGUGAAGGGCAAGUCUGACCCCUACGCGGUGCUUAGGGUCGGCAAUAUCCACUUCCAAAGCAAGACCAUCCAGGAGAACCUGCACCCACGCUGGAACGAAGUUUAUGAGUUUGUGGUACACGAGGCCCCUGGGCAGGAGUUAGAGGUGGAUGUGUUUGACGAGGACACUGACAAGGAUGACAUCCUGGGAAAGUUUCGCUUGGACUUUGGAGAAGUGAAGAAGGAAAAAGAGAUGGAUAAGUGGUUCCCCCUGGAUGAUGUGACGAGUGGAGAGGUUCAUCUCAAACUGCAGUGGCUCUCUCUACAAACUGACCCGGGACUCCUAGUGGAGAAAUCUGAUGGCUGUGCUUGUGCUAUGCUUGCUGUGUACCUAGACAAUGCCUCAAAUCUACCAAAAGACCACAGUGAGUUCAGCCACUUUAAAAAGGAUGGGAAGCACGCCAAAGAUGCCAGGUUCACAAGGAGACACAACAAUCCAAACUCUUAUGUGGAGUUCUCCAUUGAUGAACAGAAUCUGAAAAGCAAGGUGGUGUUUGCAUCCAAAGACCCUGUGUGGGAGGAGUGCUUUACCUUCUUUGUGCACAGCAUAACAAACCAGCGACUGAAUAUUCAGGUAUACAACCCUCAUGAUAAAGUCAAAGAGCACGAUAAGAAGACGUUACUAGGCACACUCAAUGUGCCCCUCAGCCGGCUCCUCAACACGUCAGAUAUGACCUUGGACCAGCGCUUUCUGCUGGAGCGCUCUGGGGCCAACAGCCAGAUCAAGAUGAAGGCCACUCUCAGGAUCCUGACCCUGGAGAAACCAGAACCAAAGAUCAUUCUCAAUCCUCCACCUCAUCCUCAGCCCCAGCCCUUACAAAACCCACCCACCACAUCUCCUACUCCUUCUCCCUCCCCGUCCCCCUCAUUUUACACCACCCCUACUGCUGCAGCUCUGAACAGUUCCACCAAUGGGUUCCAUGGAGAUUACGUGCGCGACCUCCACGGGUCUUUCCUGGCCGCCGACGGCCGGAGGACAGUCCCUUCCACCCCAGCACACAUUCGGCGCUUCGACUCCCAAAGCCUCCUGUCGGAGAACUCCAUCGCCUCAUCCCGUUUUGACUUGACUGAAGGGGCCCCCUAUCCUGACUACAUCAUGAACCACCAGGGGACCUUUGGGGAGAUACAGCUGACAGUGCGCUAUGUCACCCUGAGGAGCCGUCUCAUCAUCCUGGUCAACUCCUGCAGGAACUUGUUUGCCUGCAGCAAGGACGGCUCAGAUGCUUACGUCCGCCUUUACCUCCUCCCCGACCAGUCCUGGAAGCAUCGCAUGAGAACACAGGUGAAGAAGAAGACGGUGACUCCUGUCUUCAAUGAGAAGUUUGAGUUUGACAUGUCCCUGGAGGAAGCGGGGACUAGGAAGCUGGACGUGGCGGUCAAAAACAACCGGAUGUUCCACACGCGGGAGAGGAAAGAAAUUGGAAUGGUACUAAUAGAUCUUUCUCAGAUGGACCUGGUAAAAGGUUUCACAGAAUGGCAAGGAAGGCUCCAAGAUCCUGCUGCUUCCUCAGUGCGCUGACAUCCUUUUUCCUCCCUGGGCACAUGUUCUCCUUCCUCCCUGUGACCUGAGUGAUGCCAAUGCAGCUGCUAAGGGUACAAGUAGCUCACCACGCAUCAACACAGGCAAGGAAGGAUCCAAGAUGCUGCUGCUCCCUCCCUGAGCACGUACCUUCUUUCUCCCUGUGUGACCUGAGUGAAGCUUAAUGCAUCUACUCGGGUUGCAAGUACAGUAGCUCAUCAAACAUCAACGCAGGGAAAGUCCUCCUUCCUCCCAGGGUGAGCGUCCUCCUUCCUCCAAUGUUUGGUAUUUUAUUAGGAUCCCAAUUAGCUGUUGCAAAAGCAAACAAUGACAUAAUAUAGAACAUUAAUAGACAAGAACAGCUCAUGGACUCAAGGACUCCAUCAAUAAAAAAACAACACGUCUACAUUUCAAUACACACACAAAAUAUCUAGGCCAAAUAGGGGAGAGGCGUUGUGCCGUGAUGUGUUGCUUUAUCUGUUUCUUGAAACCAGGUUUGCUGUUUAUUUGAACAAUAUGAUAUGGAAGGGAGUUCCAUACAGUAAUGUCUCUAUAUAAUACUGAACGCGUUUCUUGAAUUUGUUCUGGAUUUGGGGACUGUGAAAAGACUCCUGGUGGCAUGUCUGGUGGGGUAAGUGUGCAGGGGUCUGAAUACUUUCCGAAUGAACUGUAGAGUGAAGUCGGUAGGUAAAGGAUAUUAGUCUUUAUUUUUUCAAGUAUUCUUAUUUUGCUUGUUUCUAGUGGGGUCUUGUUGCUAUCUUGUAGCUACGUUGCCAGCUAAUAACCAGUCCCUUUAACAGCACAGACCCUCAUGAUUUUUGCAAUUAUUUAUUAUUUUGUCAAUUACUGACAAUGGAUUGUAUUCAUGUAGCACUUUCCAUUAGGUCUCAAAUCACUUUUAUCGUAUUUUGGAGUUGCCGACUCACAUGACCCAACACUAAUCCUUUACAGCUAGCACUCAACAGUUUUUAACAAUAACAUAAUACAUUUCCCAGUACUAUAAUGAGGAUUUGAAUUGUACACAGUACUUUAUGUAUUGUCACUUUGAACCCUGGGUCAUAUUCAUUAGGCACCCAAUGGAAGAAAAUGGAUUGAAACGAGGAGGGACUACCUCCAAUAUGAACUGCUUGUUUUUGUUUUCUGUUCAAAAAACGCUUGUUAAUGUUUCGAUACGUUGUGUGCUAAUAUGAUCCUGAUGUGUUCACUCAUUUCUGACUACCGACGUAUCUUAUCCGUGUGUGUGCUCAAGCAUGUGUGCGUCUUUGUGCGAGUGUUUACCUGUUUUGGACUUGGCUGUCUGAAGAACUAGAUGGGUUGUUCCAUUUCAUUUCAGCAAGCCAUGACACCCACCAUCUCAGACUGCUCUGAAGUUGUUUCUGUAGUAGGAAAAAGAUAGGAUUAGCAUUCCUGCAGCAUUAUUUUUUUUGUCAUUUGAUCUUUAAGAAAUCAAACAAGUUGAUUGCACACAAAUUGGCCAUUUUACUUCAUAGGAUUCAUAUAAUAUUCAAUAUAGUGUAUUUUGUAUCUUACAUCAGUUUUUUCGAACAAUGAGUAAGACAUGGAAUCCAAAGGAAUGGUCAAAAGCCACCUUACGGACCAUCCCACGCCAAUCCCAACCCAGCAAGUAUACAGUAUCCGGUCUCUAUUUCUGAAAAGUAGUAUGGAGCUGCGGCUCGGAGUAUUGUUUCUUGAUUGUAUGUUAUGUACUGUAUUUUCAGUGAAUAUAGUGAUGUUUUUUUUCCCCUGUUCAGAGAAAUUAGUAAUUGAGGUUAGGUUUAUGUUCCGUCUGACAUCCUGAUAUUACCAUGUUCUGACCACCUAGAUGGUGCUGUUGCUGCAAAAACGAUUUCAGAACAAUGUGAGAUGGUGGGUGUAAAAAUAAUUUAUUUUGCUUUUUGAGGUGGAACGACCCUAUAGCUAUGUAAAGGAUGAGAGGCUAGUCUGGUUAUGGCGGCCCCACAUGUUUAAAUAAGCACCGGCCCCUGUUGUUGCCCUUGACACACACACACACAACAAUAGUUCUACCCUAGAGAUUCUCCAAAGGGUAAUUGGCGUCCUCAGCAGAACCGAAAUGAAACGCAUCAAUGUCAGCCCAGCGUCCUCCAGAAACCCGGCUGACUGCACCAUCAAAUAGAAAUGAUGGAUUUUGUCUCUGCCGGGUGAAGUCACAAAGAAAAUGAGGUUACAAAGGGAGAGCCUACAGUCUCAAUGUCUUUUUGUGUCGUUUGGGACUGUGUGGUGUGAUGUUACUGUAUGUGUACAGAGAGAAGGGAGGUUUUUAGAGAAAUGACCAUUGAUGAAAUGAGGCCUAUUUGUUUACACUCAGGAGAGUGGAGGGGCAAUUUGUCAAAGUAGCAAUCAUACCAGCAUCAAUGAAAGUGCUACCUCAAUACAAGCUCAAUCAAAACAACUUUAUGGGGGAGCUGUGUUUCUAAAAUAAAUAGCUGACAGCAUUACGCAUCAACAACAAUAAUAUGUUCUUGUUUGUGGCAGUUUACGAUUUCAGAACAUGUUUUUGCUUCACACUCUUUUAGUGUCUCCCUUGGUGGCCUCGGGUUAAAAAAAGUAUAGACAUUUUUUUUAUCAUGAUUAUGUGCAUAGGUCUCAAUCAAGAUAUGACUAAUGCCUAAUAAACACAGUUAACCCACUGUG
Oncorhynchus mykiss (rainbow trout) is the source of this 5574-nucleotide messenger RNA. Lineage: Eukaryota; Metazoa; Chordata; Actinopteri; Salmoniformes; Salmonidae. The record is from RefSeq and is a predicted model, not a curated record.